Messenger RNA from Phyllostomus hastatus (greater spear-nosed bat), 1305 nucleotides. It is a transcript of the gene ZSCAN4, whose product is annotated as zinc finger and SCAN domain containing 4. The coding region runs from base 1 to 1305 and encodes 434 amino acids. The transcript has 3 exons. The record is from RefSeq and is a predicted model, not a curated record. NCBI's taxonomy places the organism in Eukaryota, Metazoa, Chordata, Mammalia, Chiroptera, Phyllostomidae. Gene Ontology annotation, molecular function: RNA polymerase II cis-regulatory region sequence-specific DNA binding; DNA-binding transcription factor activity, RNA polymerase II-specific. Gene Ontology annotation, biological process: regulation of transcription by RNA polymerase II.
AUGGAUUUAGAUCUCAGGACUUCAUUUCUCUGUGAACCAUGUGGGGAUGACUAUAGGUCAGAAAAUGUGGUCUUUACCCCCAGCCAAAGACCUGCUCUCCAAAAGGCAGACGGGGGCCCUGGGUUCCAGAACACUCAGCUCAGCUCAUUUCAGAACAGCAAUAAAAUGUGUGCAAGGCAGGAACUGCAAAGAAUUUAUAAGUCAUUUCACUCAUGGCUGCAACCAGAAAAACACAGCAAGGAUGAAAUUAUUUUUCAAGUGGUCCUGGAACAAUUUAUGAUCAAUAGGCAUUGUAGUGACAGAUCCAUGUUGAAGGAGAAAUGGGAAACAAGUGGCAAAAACCUGGAGUCAUUCAUGGAAUGUCUGAGUGAUGAUUGCAUGAAGUCUCCUGGCUUGGUACACGUCCACAUGCAGGGACAGGAAGCCCUCUUUUCUGAGAAUAUGCCCUUAAGAGAAGUCAUUGUUCAUUUAACAAAACAGUUGGCAGCAAGAACCCCAACAGUGGCAAACAUGGGGACACCCUUCUGGACUUCCCACAAUGCUUCUCUGCAAACAGGACAAGGAGAUGAGGAUAAAGAAAAUGGUGGCAACAUUUUGAAAACUACUGAAGUAAAUGACAAUAUUACUGGUCAAGGCUAUCAAACACCACCCCUGCUCAUUAUCCAGGAAGAGAACUAUUUUGGGCCUGGAGGGGGAGAUGUUUCUUUAGAGAAUUCACUCAGCUACAGAAGAGUAAGUCUAAGCCCCUCUAGGUCCCAGGAAGGGUCCCCAAAAGGACCUUGUAAUCAAGAUGUCCUCAUGGAGGUGAGACCGGCAUUCCUCUCCAGGCUGCACCAGGUCACCCCUGAGCCUGAUCCUACCCAUCAGAACAAUGCUGGAAGCUCUAGACGUGGGAGACGCCAAAGAAGAUUCCACAGAGCCCGAAGAUCAUACCAAUGUGACAAGUGUUCCCAGAUCUUUAGGCAUUUCUCUCAGUUAAGAGUCCAUCAGAGAAGACACAAUAACGAGAGGACAUUUAUUUGUGCCGUGUGUAACAAAGGCUUUGUCCAAGCCUCAGACCUAAAAGUGCAUCAGAAGAUUCAUGCAGAAGAGAAGCCUUUCAGGUGCAGUACCUGUGGUAGGCCCUUCAGCCACAGAACCAACCUUCUGGCUCAUGAGAGAAUCCACACGGGAGAGAAGCCCUAUGUGUGUUCUGUGUGCCAGAGAUGCUUCCGCCAGUCAUCCACCUACCACCGCCACCUGAGGAUGCACCAGAGAAAUGCCUUCAGACGUGUUUCCUCCACAUUUGAAGCUUCCUCUGGGUAA